This is a messenger RNA of Amborella trichopoda, 633 nucleotides long. NCBI's taxonomy places the organism in Eukaryota, Viridiplantae, Streptophyta, Magnoliopsida, Amborellales, Amborellaceae. The record is from RefSeq and is a predicted model, not a curated record.
UGUGUUAUCACUGGUGCAGUGCCUCCUUGGCUUGUAGAAAUCACAAGAAGAAUAUGCAACUGGACAGGAUUGUUUCCUUCACCAAUCAAUCAUGUUCUUAUCAAGGAGUACCUAUCUAACCAAGGAAUCAUGCCACACCAAGAUGGCCCUGCUUAUUUUCCAAUUGUUGCGAUUCUGUCUCUUGGGUCUCCAGCUGUGAUGAAUUUCACUCCUCCGUUGAAGUUGACUGAGUGUGUAACCCAUGUGCCAGAUCAAAUAGAUAAACACUGCACUCUCUCUGUUGCCUUGAUGCCUUGCAGCUUGUUAAUUUUCAAGGACAGUGCAUACUCCGAAUAUUUGCAUGGAAUUGAUGACUCAGAUAUACAGAGAAGUGAUGAGGUGGUGAAUAUUGGUGACAUUCUCAGCUACAAGGAACAAAUGAUGCCCUUGAGCUCAGAGUUGGAGGAAGGGAACCAAAGAACUGAGAAGGGUAGCAUUCAUAGAAGUGGUACUCGAGUGUCGUUAACCUGUCGACUAGUUCCAAAGGUUUAUAAGAAUCUCUUUAAGUUCUAGGUGAUCAACAAAUAUGUAUCUUUGGUGUUCAAUGAAAGUUUUGAUUAAGGGUAUAUUGCAAGUCUAUAUUACAUAGACACA